Pelodiscus sinensis (Chinese soft-shelled turtle) is the source of this 18438-nucleotide messenger RNA. The record is from RefSeq and is a predicted model, not a curated record. Lineage: Eukaryota; Metazoa; Chordata; Testudines; Trionychidae.
CCAGGGGCCGGAGCCGCCCACCAGCCCAUCCCGCCUCGCCUGCGCCUGGAGCUCGCCUGUGAGGAGCCAGCCCUCCAGCCAUGGGCAACGAAGCGAGCCUGGAAGGAGGAGACGCUCUGGCCGGGCUCCCCGAAGGGCUGGCGGCUGCGGCAGCGGCCGGGGAUGGCGGAGGGCGAGGGCUGGCCGCCGGCGUGGAGGCGGAUCUGAGCCAGCUGAGCGAGGAGGAGAGGAGACAGAUCGCCGCUGUCAUGUCAAGGGCGCAGGGGCUGCCCAAAGGAAACCUCCCCGGCACCACCGGCGCGGAGCCGCCUCCCCUGCACAGACAUCCUGAGUUUGAUACCAAUCACUAUGCAAGACAGCCAGGUAAGCCUCCAUCCAGUUUAAGCAAAAGCAGAACAGUAGAUGUGUUGAAGACAGAACAACGAUCUCCUGGAAGGAGCCCUUCUUCCACUAGUCUACGAGAAUCUAAAUCCAGGACUGAUUUUAAAGAAGAUCAGAAGCCAAGUAUGAUGCCUAGCUUCCUCUCUGAGGCCAAUCCAUUAAGUGCAGUCACUUCAGUUGUAAACAAGUUCAAUCCUUUUGAUUUGAUAUCGGACUCAGAUGCAGCCAAGGAAGAUGACAAUAGGAAACAAAAAGCAGUUCAGAAAGACCAGGGAAAGCCUGAGGAGCAAAAAGGACAAGCAAAGCAUCCAACUCAGCAACAAUCUCCAAAGCCAACAAGUCAGCAAAAAGAGCCCAUCAAACCUGUACCCCAGCAAACAGGGCCUUCCAAACUGCCACCCCAACAGCAGCAGGUUGGGGCAGCUAAACAAGCUCAGAAACCAGGGCCUGGUCAGCCAGUAGGCCCUCCCUCAGAACAAGCCAAGCAACCAUCUCAACAACGAGGGGCACAGAGAACUCAGCCCCAGCAAUCUGAACCCACAAAGCAGGUACCUCACCAACAGAGUCCUGCAAAACCUUCACCACAGCAACCAGGUCCUACCAAAACAUUACCCCAGCUACCAGAUGUUGCUAGAAUGCCAUCCCAGGCACCAGCUUCCACAAAGCCAUCAGAACAGCCCCCAGGCCCUACAAAACAACUAUCUCAGCAACCAGGACAGCAAGCAGGUCCUGCAAAGCCAUCCCCUCAACAAGCUGGACCUAGUAAACAACCCUCUCAGCAGCCUGGUCCUGUAAAGUCAUCUCCUCAGCAAAUGGGGCCGGUUAAACAACCAACUCAGCAGCUAGGGCCUGGAAAGCCAUCCCCUCAGCAAGUAGGAGCUGGUAAACAGCCAUCCCAGCAGCCAGGGCCUGCAAAACCAUCUCCUCAGCCAGCAGGGCCUGCAAAGCUACCAUCACAGCAACCAGGACCUACAAAACCAUCAGGCCAGCAACCAGGGCCUGGUAAGCCUUCACAGAAACAAAUAAUUACAGCUGCACACGGUGAAUCAGCCCCAAAGAAAACUUUCUGUCCUCUUUGCACUAGCACUGAACUGCUGCUGCAUACUCCAGAACAGGCCAAUUACAAUACUUGCACACAGUGUCAAACCGUGGUCUGCAGCCAGUGUGGCUUUAAUCCCAAUCCACAUAUAACAGAGGUUAAAGAAUGGCUCUGUUUAAACUGCCAGAUGCAAAGAGCAUUAGGUGGUGAUUUAGCUCCAGUCCAUGGUCCUGUGCCACAGCCUUCUCCACCCAAACAGAAAGCAACUUUUCCAUCUUCAGCAACCAAACCGCCCUCCCAUCCCCAGCAGCCUACUCAAAAGAAAGAUACUGCUCAAAGACCUGAUCCUUCCCAGUCCUCAGAACCUAAAAAAACCCCACAUCUGACAAAGCAACCAUCCAUGCCUGACUCUCCCCCUGUGAAAACAAAGCAACCGCCCAUUGAACCCGUUAUCCCGCAGAUCUCCCAGAAAAUUGAACCCACUCCAAAAUUUGACCAGGUCAAGCCAACAUUGGUUGAAGAUAAGCAAAAGAAGCCUACCACUGACAGUGCACCUACCUCUUCAGCAUCUGGACUGAAACAGGAUUCACAAGGUCCCAAAGUUCCAUCAACUCAACAGAAAACAAUGGAACCCCAGAGACCAGAAUCUGCCAAGCUAUUGCAGGACACCCAUCUGGCUGGGGAGAAAGCUAUCCUGCCAGAGUCCAAAACCUUACCACAAGUGUCACAGAAAAAGUCAGAGCCUAAAUUUGUUUCUCAGCCUGGAUCAGACACUAAAGGUCCCAAACUUGUAGAGCCAGCACCAAUGAAGGAAGACCCUAAAAAAACACAAACAAAAAUAACUCCAAAACCUGAUGCCAAGCAGAUUCCAAAAGGACAACAAGGAGCUGUAGGCCCCAAGACUACCCCAGUGCAACUGACACCACAGCCUCAACAUCCGCCAAGAGCUCAAGAACAACCAAGGCGUUUCAGUUUAAAUCUGGGAAGUAUCACAGAUACCCCUAAACCGCAGCCUACAACUCCACAAGAAACAGUUACUGGGAAACUUUUUGGAUUUGGUGCUUCAAUCUUUAGCCAGGCUUCAAAUUUAAUCUCCACAUCCAGCCAACCAGCAGCUCCAUCCUCAGGCCCUCUACUGGGGCCUGCUACUAAGCAGCCCCCUCCACCAUCUCAGGUACCACACAAAGAAGCCGGUCAGGCUCAACCACCUCCAAAAGCAGCACCUGUGAAAAAAGAAGCCAAGCUUCCUGUGGUAGAAAAAUCAGACACACCCAAGGCAGAGCACAUUGUAACCAGUAAAGGAUCUGAAUUAGAAAAGAAAGCUAUUGCAGCUAAAGACGGCAAGCCUCAAAUUACUGAAUCUAAAAAAAUUGCUGGGCCACCUGAUCUGGAAAAAACUACCCUGCCUAAAUCAACGUGUCCGCUUUGUAAAAUUGGACUAAACAUUGGUUCGAAGGAUCCGCCCAACUUUAAUACAUGUACAGAAUGCAAGAAUACUGUGUGCAAUCUCUGUGGAUUUAACCCGAUGCCACACAUUGUUGAGGUACAAGAAUGGCUGUGCCUAAACUGUCAGACACAAAGAGCAAUAUCAGGACAACUUGGGGAUAUGGGCAAAAUGCCACCUCCCAUGUCAGCCCCUUCACAGUCAAUAUCCAAACCAUCUGUUGUUCCUCGGAGCCAGCCUAUGCCUCCUGAGUCAGACCGCCCUCAGAAAACUGCAGCACCACCUACCCAAGUAGUGGAAAAAUCAAAAGAAGAACCAGGAAUUCAGAGGAAAGUUCCAAAGCUUCAACAGGGGAAAUUGGAAAAGACACUUUCAGCUGAUAAAAUCCAGCAGGGGAUUCAGAAGGAAGAUCCACAACGUCAACAAGGGAAAUUGGCAAAGACGCUUUCAGCUGAUAAAAUUCAGCAGGGGAUUCAGAAGGAAGAUCCAAAACUUCAACAGGGGAAAUUGGCAAAGACACUUUCGGCUGAUAAAAUCCAGCAAGGAAUUCAGAAGGAAUCUCCAAAAUUUCAACAGGGGAAAUUAGCAAAGAAACCCUCUGCUGAUAAAAUUAAUCCAGAAAUACAGAAGGGGGAACCAAAACAUCAGCUGGGGAAACUAGCAAAGACAACGUCAGUGGAUAAAAUUCCUCCAGAAAUAAAUUCAGAUUUAAAGCAACCUGUAAUUAAAUUGGAAGAAGACAAAAAAGGGAUAUUCUCACGAGAGAAGCCAUCCCUCCAAGAGGACAAAAAAGAGGAUGUCAGAGUUGAGAGUAAAGGACAAGGUAUCAAAGAAAAGUUAGAAGCCAAAGUACCUCCUGAAGAACUGCAGGUUAGGAAACAAGAGGAGGUGAGGAAGGAGGAUUUGAGAACUGGGAUGCCACAAAUGGUAUCCAAACCUGAAAAAAUUCAGAAAGAAGAAACCCUAACUCAAGUUGCCCCUAUGACACAAUCUGAUCAUGUGGAAUCAGAGAAAGAAAAAACAGAGAAGGAGAUUGACAAAUCAGAAACAUCAAUCUCUCAGCAACAGAGAAGUCCACAAGGUCUGAGUGACACUGGGUAUUCUUCUGAUGGGAUAUCAAGUUCACUUGGUGAAAUUCCAAGUCUUAUCCACAGUGAUGAAAAAGAUUUACUCAAGGAACUGUCUAAAAAAGAUACUUUUUCACAAGAAGGCAGUCCUUCAAGCCCCUCAGAUCUUGCAAAGUUGGAAAGUACAGUUUUGUCAAUUUUGGAAGCCCAGGCCAGUACCUUUGCUGAGGAGGAGUCUGGGAAGACCAAAGAUCUUUAUGGUAUAUAUGGUGAACAGACAAAGGAUCAGCAUAGAACAAAGCCUUUGCCAAUGACUCCAGAACCUUAUAGUUCAGAUGAGGAAGAUCUGGAAGACAUUCAAGAAGAAGAUGAAGAUGGUCUUGAAGAAGAUGGAAAACCAAGUGUUACAACUCAGAAAGACUAUAAGGAAAAGGUGGAUGCAGUAGACGAUACAUCAACAAGAAGGCAACGCUAUGAUUCUGUAGAAGACAGCAGCGAGAGUGAAAACUCACCUGUGCCAAGGAGAAAAAGACGAACUAGUGUCAGUUCCUCAAGCAGCGAUGAGUACAAACGAGAAGACAGUCUUGGAUCAGGUGAUGAUGAAGACUUCAUUCGAAAACAGAUCAUAGAGAUGAGUGCUGAUGAAGAUGCCUCUGGUUCUGAAGAUGACGAAUUCAUUAGGAACCAGCUUAAAGAAAUCAGUAUAAUUGAAAGCCAAAAGAAGGAAGAAGUGAAAGUCAAAGCUAAAGGGACAGCUGGAAAACAUAGGAGGAUGAUGCGGAAAAGUAUCACAAGCUAUGAUGAGGAUACUGGAAGACGUCAUUCAUGGCACGAUGAUGAUGAUGAUGAUGACGAAACUUUUGAUGAAAGCCCAGAACCUAAAUUUAGGGAAACCAAAAGUCAGGAUAGUGAAGAACUCACUGUAACUGGAGGAGGAGGAGGUCUUCGACGUUUCAAAACAAUAGAACUCAACAGCACAAUAACAAAUACAUAUUCUGAGGCAGCUGAACCACAGAAGGUUAGCUUAUAUUUUGAUGAAGAGCCAGAGCUAGAGAUGGAGAGUCUUACAGAUUCACCGGAAGACAGAUCCCGAGGUGAAGGGUCUUCUAGUUUGCAUGCCUCCAGUUUCACUCCCGGUACGUCUCCCACAUCUGUGUCAUCUCUCGAUGAAGAUAGUGACAGCAGUCCUAGUCACAAAAAAAUGGGAGGAGAAAGCAAACAACAACGCAAAGCCAGACACCGGUCACAUGGUCCUCUUCUACCCACCAUUGAAGAUUCUUCAGAAGAAGAAGAGCUAAGGGAGGAGGAAGAGCUGCUAAAGGAACAAGAGAAACAACGUGAAUUAGAACAGCAGCAAAGAAAGAGUUCUAGCAAAAAAUCUAAGAAAGACAAAGAUGAGCUACGAGCACAGAGAAGACGGGAACAUCCAAAGACUCCACCAAGUAAUCUUUCUCCUAUUGAAGAUGCAUCUCCAACGGAAGAGUUACGACAGGCAGCAGAAAUGGAAGAGCUGCAUCGAUCUUCCUGUUCUGAAUAUUCACCAAGUAUUGAGUCAGAUCCUGAAGGAUUUGAAAUCAGCCCCGAAAAAAUAAUAGAAGUGCAAAAGGUUUAUAAGUUGCCUACAGCUGUCUCUUUAUAUUCUCCAACAGAUGAACAACCUGUUGGGGUCCUAAAAGAAGAAAGUAGUCAAAAAACAUUGAAAAGUGCUGAAGAGGUUUAUGAGGAAAUGAUGUACAAAUCCCAUAAAUCCAAACUAUUUCAAAAUCCAAAUGAAAAAGAAGUGUUUGAAAAAGAAUCUUUAUAUGGUGGGAUGUUAAUAGAGGAUUAUAUUUAUGAAUCUUUAGUAGAGGACACAUAUAAUGGAAGUAUUGAUGCUAAUCUUGUAAUGAGACAAGAUGAAAGUAAAGAAUUCAUUCAGCAGAGAGGGAGAGAGAGAAAAAUAAAACCUUCUGAUCAGAUUUAUGAAGAAGCUAUGCAGAAAAUUGUAGAUCAACGGAAAGACUAUUACAGUAUACAGCCUUUGCAUUCAAUUGUGCCUCAAGAAGACAUUGUGUCUAGUUCUUACAUUAUACCAGAAAGUCAUGAGAUAGUUGUAUUGGACAGUGUUGUAACUUCCACUACUGAGCAAAAGCAGCUGUUAGAUGCAGAUGCUGCUUAUGAGGAGCUUAUGAAACGACAAAGAAUACAGCUAACACCAGGCUCCAGUCCAACUCAGCCAACAUCUGAUUUAACUCCUGCACCAGAUAAAAACAUAUUUGUAGUUGGAGACAAAGUGGAUGGUGCAUCUUUAGCAUCAAGUGAUGUUAUGACCGUUUCAGAGACAGCGUUAGUCAGCAGCACAGUGCAUUCUAUUCCAGAUGUUAAAAUAACUCAGCACUUUACUACAGAAGAAAUAGAAGAUGAAUACCUAACAGAUUAUGCCAGAGAAGUUCAGGAAAUAAUUUCUCAUGAAACAUCAAUGUUGACCUACAUUGAGGCAUCAGAAAGUGCAACAUCAGUUUUACCUUAUGAUACAUCUUCCCUUACAUCAUCUACAUCUUCAGUUUGUACCACUGAUAGCUCUUCACCUGUUACUGGAAUAGAUAGCACAACUAUGGGUUAUGUAGACAUAGCAGAUGCUGUAGGUAAAUUAGUGCAUUCUGAAGAUAUCUGUGCUGUAGCUCAAGCUCCCUUAAGUUUCACAACAGAACUUUCUGAAAUAAGCUCACCUUAUGAACUUGUUACUGUGCCCCUUAAAAAGACAGAUGUAUCCACAGAUAUGGCAAGUGUGGAUCAUAGUGUAAUUUCUUUGCCUGGAGAUGCACCUUCAGUAGUGACAACAAUGGCUAUAAAACCGAAGCAAUAUACUUCUGAGUCCAAUAUCUUUGAGUCACCCAAACCUGAAAAAGACACCACCAGAAAAAUUAAAAGUACAGCUGAUACUGAUAUUGCUAAGGCACUUUCUGAAGAUGUACACAAAGGAUUUGAGUUUGAGAUGACAAUAACUAAUUUGGCUGAGGCUGCAUCUGAUCAACUUCCUGUGUGUAUUACAUCAAAGUCAUCCCCAUUCACAUCCUCUGUAUCUACUACCUAUGUUACAACUAAGACUAGCACUGUAUCUGUAUUACCAUCUAUUGCUUCUUCAGUUCCAACUGUAACAUCCAAAGUAUUCUCAUUUUUUAGAAGUUCUUCUUUGGAUUCUUCUGCUCAACCUUCUCCACCACCUCCACCACCGCCACCCCCUCCUCCACCACCACCUCCGCCACCUCCACCUCCCCUACCAUUACCUCCACCUACUCCACCUAAACCAGCUAUCUAUCCCAAAAAGAAGCCACAGGAUAAGACUCCAGCGGCAACUUCUGAAGUGGUACCUUCUGUUACUAGUGUUGUAGCCGUAGAGGCUAUAGAUAUGUUAAAAAACAAUUUUGUAUCUACUCCAAAAAUAUACACCCCAACACCACCUCCUGUGCCACCUAAGCCAUCCUUAAUUCCAGCAGGGCUUGUGUUCAGUCACAGGCCUGCUGAAGUAACGAAGCCUCCAAUUGCUCCUAAGCCAGCAGUUCCUCAGCACCCAAUAGCUGCUCAUCAUAAGCCAGCAGAAAAACAGCCAAAACCAACAGGUUUGUCACUGAAAAGCAUGACUUUGAAUUUGGUCUCUUCAGCAGAGUGCAAGUUGCCAUCCCCAUCAUCCCCUUUGUCUCCACACUCCAACAAAUCUUCACCAAGGUUGACCAAACCCUCGCAGGAGACCUAUGUUGUUAUCACAUUGCCAUCUGAACCUGGAACUCCCACAGACUCUAUAACUAGUCAAGCUAUUACCAGUUGGCCUUUAGGUUCGCCCUGGAAGGAACAGCUUCCCCAAAAUAUGCAACCUCUGUUUACUCCAUCUAUGAAAGCUUUGGAGAUUCAAAGUAUGGCAGAUCACAGCAUGUAUAUUUCAGGUGCUUUGCAGGCUCUUUCCACCAUUCCUGUCACGGCACAAUCAACGUUUGAAACAGUCCCUAGCUCAGUAACACAGUUAAUAACAACAGAAGUGACCAAGACCACAGUGUCUGUGGUUAAAAGCUCAAUUCCCUCUGUUGGUUUAGGUAGUGUCUCCAUUACUAUACCUCCAGAACCAACAUAUAUAGGUGAGCAACCCAGGGGUACAGAGAAUGGAAGAUUCCAUCUGUUUGGUGAUGUUAUUGACCUUCGUACUUUAACUAAAAUGGAUAUUGAAAUGACAGACAGCUGUAUGGAUCUGUCUGCAGCUCCGACGGAUGUGAGAAGGCAAACUGUGGCAAGUGAUGUAAGUGGGCGGCCAGUAAGUGCUGUCCAACCAGCUAUCAUAAAUCUUAGCACUGUGUCAGCAGCAGAACCUUCUCUAGCACUAGUCACAGAAACAGUAACAAUAAUGGCCUGCACAGCUACUGUAAAUUACACAUCAAGUACAGAGAGCCUUGUAGAUCUCGGACAUGCAAUGACAACACCACUGCAGCUGACUACGUCAAAACAUUUUGAUCCUGCAUACAGAGUAAUAGGCAGCCAGGCAGUCUCUGCAGGUAGAGAUGAAGUGCCAAUAAACUUAUCUCUGGGUACUUCAACACAGGCAGUGUCAUGGGCUACUGCAAUGCCUGUUACUGUUCCUCCUGUUGGCGUGACAAAUGGUUGGACUGAUGUUUCAACAUCCCAAGAGCUAACAGAGAGUGGUGCAGUUGAUCUUAGCACCACGAAAUCCCACAGAACCAUGGUGGCGGUGGAUGAAGUUACUUCAGGAGUUGUCACCAGCGUCAUAGAAGAAGAAAAGCCUGUUGAUCUGACUGCAGGGAGAAGAGCUGUUUGCUGUGAUGUGGUUUAUAAAUUACCAUUUGGCAGUAGUUGUACAGCACAGCAGCCGCCAACCACACUGCCUGAAGAUCGGUUUGGUUACAGAGAUGACCAUUAUCAGUAUGAUCGCUCAGGGCCCUAUGGGUAUAGAGGAUUUGGAGGUAUGAAACCAUCUAUGUCUGACACUAAUUUAUCGGAAGCUGGCCUUUUUGCCUACAAAAGCAAGAAUAGCUUUGAUUAUCGAAUUGGGGCAACAGAUGCAGCAGUAGAUCUGACUUCCGGAAGAGUCAGUACAGGUGAGGUAAUGGAUUACUCAAGCAAGAGCACUGGUCCUUAUCCAGAGACUCGGCAAGUGAUUUCAGGCAUCGGGAUUAGUGCACCACAGUAUUCCCAAGCCAGGAUAAUACCUUCUCUGGGAUCCCAGUAUGGUGUUGGAAGUGUGUUACGAUCAUCUAAUGGUGUUGUUUAUUCCUCGGUUGCAACUCCAAUCCCAGCCACAUUUGCCAUAACCACACAGCCUGGUUCUAUUUUCAGUACAACUGUCAGAGAUUUAUCUGCUCUCCAAACAAUUGACUCAGUGCCCUCAUUAUCAACCUUGCAACAGAAUCAGCCACUUCCAAGAUCAUACAGUUUCUUGACAACAGUGGCAGCUGAAAAAGACAAUGCAAUUACUGGCAUUGAUAUUGACACGGUGUUGCAACCUAGCACUAUAGAAACGGUUACCACUGAGACAGCUAACCUGAUGCCUGUUUUAACAACAGCCUCUGAAGCUUUUACAGAUGUAAUUGAAGAUGAAGUUGCCCUUCUUAUUGCUCCUGAAGAAGACAAACAGCAGCAGCUUGAAUUACAACGUGAACUGCUUGAGCUUGAGAAACUUAAGCAGCAGCGCUUUGCAGAGGAACUAGAAUGGGAACGUCAGGAAAUCCAAAGGUUUAGAGAACAAGAAAAGCUUAUGGUCCAAAAGAAACUGGAGGAGUUGCAAUCCAUGAAGCACCAUCUCUUAUUUCAGCAAGAAGAGGAACGACAAGCUCAGUUCAUGAUGAGACAGGAAACUUUAGCCCAGCAGCAACUACAGCUUGAGCAAUUUCAGCAACUUCAACAGCAGCUUCAUCAGCAGCUGGAGGAGCAAAAAAUUCGCCAGAUAUAUCAGUAUAAUUAUGACCCUUCUGGAACUGUUUCUCCACAAACAAGCACAGACCAAGUGCUCUUGGAAGGGCAGUACACUGCUGCAGAAAAUGGCCAGUUUUGGACUAGUGAUGACCCAACCACCACAACUUCCACUGUGCUGGGCAUUGAAAUUCCACAAAGCCAAACCUGGUACCCAGUUCAGUCAGAUGGUAUUACCCAAUAUAUAUCUAGGCCUGGUAUGCUAAACUCUGUUUCAGAAAUGUCUCUUAAGGACAUCGAUGUGAGAGAGGAGAAACAACUGAAAAAGAGGAGCUCCAUGCCAAAAUUGCGUGGUCAGUAUGAUGAGCUUGAAGAGACCCUGGGAGAAGAGCCCCGGAGUUUUAAAAAAAUAGUGGACAGUGGAGUACAAACUGAUGAUGAAGAUGGUGCAGACAGAAGUUACACAAGCAGGAGAAGGAGAACUAAGAAGAGUGUUGACACAAGCGUUCAGACGGAUGAUGAAGAUCAGGAUGAAUGGGAUAUUUCUAACAGAUCAAGAAGGAAGUCUCGUGUUGGGAAAUAUAACGAGGGUACCACUGAGGUAGACAAGGCUAAGCCAUUUUCCAAAGUGUCCAGUAUUGCAGUUCAGACAGUGGCAGAGAUUUCUGUACAGACAGAACCAGUAGGGACAAUAAGAACACCUUCAAUAAGGGCUAGGCUGGAUGCUAAGGUUGAAAUCAUUAAGCAUAUUUCAGCUCCAGAAAAGACAUACAAAGGAGAAAGUUUGGGAUGUCAAACAGAAACAGACUCAGAUACGCAGAGUCCCCAGUACUUAACAGCUACAUCUCCACAGAAAGAUAAAAAGCGUCCAACACCACUAGAAAUAGGCUACUCAUCCCAUCUUCGUGCAGAUUCCACACUACAGGUAGUCCCUUCCCCUCCUAAAUCUCCCAAAGUUCUAUAUUCACCCAUUUCACCUGUCUCACCAAGCAAAGUUAUAGAGUCUGCCUUUGUACCCUAUGAAAAACCAAUUACUGAUGACAUCGGCCCUCCAAAGAUGCUGCAUGCUGAUACUGCCAAGGUUCCUCCACUGAGCCCAAAGUCUGCAAAGAGCAUGCAGCGCUCUAUGUCGGAUCCUAAGCCCUUGAGUCCAACAGCAGAAGACACUUCCAGACCUCAGUUUCAAUACACUGAGGGAUUUGUGGCUAAAGGUUCUUCAGCUAUAACAUCAGGUACCCAGAAGAAGGUAAAGAGAACUUUACCCAACCCACCUCCAGAAGAUGUUACCACAGGGACUCAGUCUGCAUUCGCUACUGUGGGGUCAGUUUCACGCAGAAGGAUCUGUAGAACCAACACCAUGGCCAGAGCUAAAAUUCUCCAAGAUAUAGACAGGGAAUUGGAUCUGGUAGAACGAGAGUCAGCCAAGCUUAGGAAGAAGCAAGCAGAGCUAGAUGAGGAAGAAAAAGAAAUAGAUGCCAAACUGCGGUACUUGGAAAUGGGCAUCAAUAGGCGGAAAGAAGCCUUGUUAAAGGAAAGAGAAAAGAGAGAGCGUGCCUAUCUCCAAGGAGUAGCCGAGGAACGUGAUUACAUGUCAGAUAGUGAAGUUAAUAAUACCAGGCCUACUAGACUAGAAGCCCAGCAUGGCUUGGAAAGACCACGAACUGCACCACAGACAGAAUUUAAUCAAUUUAUUCCACCGCAGACCCAGCCAGAAACUCAGUUUGCUCCCCCUACAAGCCCUUAUACACAAUAUCAAUAUUCUUCUCCUCCUCUUCCUACCCAAGCACCAACACAAUAUACCCAACAGUCACAUUACCAACAACAACAGACUUUAUAUCAUCAACAGGUUUCACCCUAUCAAACCCAGUCAGCCUUCCAGCCUGUGGCUACCAUGUCCUUUACUCCUCAAACGCAGCCUCCACUAACCCAACAGUCAUCAUAUCAGCUCCCAUCUCAAAUGAUGGUGCUACAGCAAAAGCCAAGGCAAACAUUAUAUUUGGAGCCUAAGAUAACAACAAACUAUGAUGUGAUUCGAAAUCAGCCUCUCAUGAUAGCACCUGUUUCCACGGAUAGUACUUAUGCAGUUUCCCAUCUUGGCAGCAAAUAUAAUACCUUGGAUUUAAGGAUAGGGCUGGAUGAAAGAAGCAGCAUAGCUAGCAGUCCCAUAUCAAGCAUAUCUGCAGAUUCAUUCUAUGCAGACAUAGACCAUCACCACACACCACGAAAUUAUGUGUUGAUCGAUGACAUAGGAGAGCUUACAAAGGGAACAGCAGCACUGAGUUCUGCUUUUAGCCUUCACGAGAAAGAUCUGACAAAAACCGAUCGGCUUCUUCGAACCACCGAAGCCCGGAGGGCACAGGAAGUGACGGACUUCCUAGCACCACUGCAGACUUCUUCUCGAUUACAUACUUAUGUAAAAGCUGAUGAAGAUCCAAUGGAAGAUCCAUAUGAGCUGAAGCUUCUAAAACAUCAGAUCAAGCAGGAAUUCCGCAGGGGUGCAGAAAGCCUUGAUCACCUUGCUGGCCUUUCUCAGUAUUACCAUGCAGAUAGCAGCUACAGGCAUUUCCCCAAAUCUGAGAAAUACAGCAUAAGUAGGCUCACACUUGAGAAACAGGCGGCCAAGCAGCUCCCAGCAGCCCUCCUCUACCAGAAGCAGUCAAAGCACAAGAAAGCUUUGAUAGACCCGAAACUGUCAAAGUUUUCACCUAUCCAGGAAAGCCGAGACCUCGAGCCUGAUUAUUCUAGUUAUCUGACCUCCAGUACUUCAUCACUUGGGGGCAUUACCUCCAGGGCAAGGCUUCUUCAGGAUGAUAUCACUUUUGGCCUUCGAAAAAAUAUCACAGACCAACAGAAAUUUAUGGGACCAUCACUGACAUCAUCCCUUGGAGCCAACCUUGGGACAACAGUAGGACCAACCAUGAGAUCCACAUUGCAAGAUGAAACUGAUAAAUCCUAUAGUAGUGGCAGUAGAUCAAGGCCCUCAUCCAGACCCUCUUCCAUUUAUGGACUUGAUUUAUCAUUAAAAAGAGAUUCCUCUAGCUCUUCUUUAAGACUGAAAGCCCAAGAGUCUGAACCAUUAGAUAUUUCUUUUAGUCAUGCAGCUCCCUCUGGAAGAACUAAACCUACAAGUCUACCUAUUAGCCAAAGCAGGGGAAGAAUCCCAAUAGUAGCACAGAACUCAGAGGAAGAGAGCCCUUUAAGUCCUGUUGGUCAGCCAAUGGGAAUGGCAAGAGCUUCAGCUGGACCCCUGCCACCAAUAUCUGCAGAUACUCGGGAGCAGUUUGGAUCAAGCCAUUCACUACCUGAGGUCCAGCAGCACAUGAGGGAAGAGUCACGGACUCGUGGGUAUGAUCGGGAUAUAGCCUUCAUCAUGGAUGACUUUCAGCAUGCCAUGUCAGACAGUGAAGCCUAUCACCUUCGCCGUGAAGAGACAGAUUGGUUUGACAAGCCCAGGGAGUCUCGUUUGGAGAAUGGACAUGGCCUUGACAGAAAACUGCAAGAGAAGUUAUCCCACUCCAGACCACCAAGUCAACAUCAAGAUCAAAUAAAUGGGAAACCUCUUCAGUACAUUUUCCCUCAUGCAAGACUCAAACUGCUGAGAGACCCAAAGGAUCACACAGUGUCAGGCAAUGGACUGGGAAUUCGAAUUGUUGGUGGAAAAGAAAUCCCAGGGAACUAUGGAGAAAUUGGAGCCUACAUUGCCAAGAUCCUGCCCGGGGGCAGUGCAGAGCAAACGGGGAAGUUGAUGGAAGGAAUGCAGGUGUUGGAAUGGAAUGGCAUCCCCUUGACAGCAAGAACGUAUGAAGAAGUCCAGAGUAUCAUCAGUCAACAGAGUGGGGAAGCAGAAAUAUGUGUAAGACUGGACCUCAACAUGCUCUCAGAUUCUGAGAAUCCCCAGCAUUUGGAACUGCAUGACCCAGUAAAGGCUGUAGACAAGGCGAAGUCCCCAGGGGUCGAUCCUAAGCAGCUGGCAGCAGAGCUUCAAAAGAUUGCUUCCUCAGCAGUGGAGAAGGGAUCUCACAUCCAUUCUGGCACUCCCUCUGCCACCUCCAGUGCUGUUCCCAGCCCUGGCCAGCCUGGUUCACCCUCAGUGAGCAAAAAACGGCACAGCAGCAAGCCCGCUGAAGUGGCAAAGUCUGCAUCCCAUCUGAUCACUGGAGAAAUUCAGCUUCAAAUCAACUAUGACAAGCACCUUGGUAAUCUUAUCAUCCACAUUCUUCAAGCAAGAAACCUGGCCCCACGAGACAACAAUGGCUAUUCUGACCCUUUCGUUAAAGUCUAUCUACUUCCAGGGAGAGGACAAGUCAUGGUUGUCCAGAAUGCAAGUGCUGAGUACAAGCGGAGGACGAAAUAUGUGCAGAAAAGUUUGAAUCCCGAGUGGAAUCAGACGGUCAUUUAUAAAAAUAUCUCCAUGGAGCAGCUGAAGAAGAAAACACUAGAAGUGACUGUCUGGGAUUAUGAUCGAUUCUCCUCCAAUGACUUUCUGGGUGAAGUAUUGAUUGAGCUAUCCGGCACCUCUCAGUUUGACAACACCCCACGGUGGUAUCCUCUGAAGGAGCAGACUGAAAGUAUUGACCAUGGGAAAUCUCAUUCUGGGCAGAGCAACCAGCAAUCACCAAAGACAUCUGUCAUCAAGAGCAGAAGUCACGGAAUCUUCCCUGACCCAUCCAAGGACAUGCAGAUGCCCACCAUUGAGAAAUCUCACAGCAGUCCAGGGAGCUCUAAAUCUUCUUCUGAAGGACACCUGCGCUCUCAUGGUCCAUCGCGCAGCCAAAGCAAAACCAGCGUUACUCAAACCCACCUUGAAGAUGCUGGGGCAGCCAUCGCUGCAGCUGAAGCAGCUGUCCAACAGCUUCGCCUCCAACCAACAAGGCCUACCAACCACCGCCCAGCAGAAAGCUCUGUCUCCACUGGCUCCUCAGCCAGUAGUUUUGGCAGUGGAUAUAGCAUGGAUAGUGAAGGAAGCAGCAGCACCACAGGGGAGAACAAUCUGUUUCCCAUUCCAAGAAUAGGGAAGAUGAGCCAGAAUGGACAAGAAUCAGUAAAGCAGUCAGGAGUGGGGUUAACCGAUGCAGAAGGUAAAACUCAAGUGAUGGGUGAAAUCAAGAUUGCACUGAAAAAGGAAAUGAAGACUGAUGGAGAACAGCUAAUAGUUGAAAUCCUUCAAUGCAGAAAUAUCACCUACAAGUUUAAAUCUCCAGAUCACUUACCAGAUCUGUAUGUGAAGUUGUAUGUUGUCAACAUCUCUACCCAAAAGAGAGUAAUUAAGAAGAAAACCAGAGUGUGCAGGCAUGACCGAGAGCCUUCAUUUAAUGAGACGUUUAGAUUUAGUUUGAGUCCUGCUGGGCAUUCUCUUCAGAUUCUGCUGGUCUCCAAUGGAGGGAAGUUCAUGAAAAAGACACUGAUUGGUGAAGCUUAUAUCUGGCUUGACAAAGUGGAUCUAAGGAAAAGAAUAGUAAACUGGCACAAACUGAUGGUCAGCUCCACACAAACACAUUAAGCAGACAUGUCUGCUUAGGGCACUAAACCUUGCAGCAUCUGCUGUAAAUGGCAUUACUCCAAGACUAUAGUUUGAUAUUGUGUUUAGGUAGGCUUUCAGAAUACAAAAUAGAGAAGAUUGGGCUCUGGGCUAAAUAGCACACUUAAAUGAGGGCUAGUACACUGGUUUUGCUGUGAAAAACAGCAACAAAAAAAACUGAGCCCAGAACUAAAAGCGAGGAAGUUUGGAAAGAAGAUUGAUAUGAGGGCUUCUGGACAUUGGACUCUUUGUGGCUGUCAGGAAACUAACUCCGAAAGAAAUAAUGAAGGCUUGAAGGCAGCUGUUAAUGCAGAAUUGGCUGCAGUCAGAGAUAGUGUGUCUGAAAGAACAAGCAGGGUUUCUGUAACCAGAAGGAGAUCAUUUUAUGCAAUGGAUGACUGGUUUUUCAAAUCUCACUUAUUAGAAGUGUAAAAGUUGUUCCUCUGCACUUUAGAAUAUCUGAUAAUUUGUUGUUGUGAGAUUAUGCCACAGGACACAGAGUGCAGGCUGUUUGUAGUGAUGGGUACAUUAUUUUACAUGAUUUUUUUUCUUUAUGCAAAGAAUAUAUACUAUAGAGAAUCAGAUCAAACUGAUUUCAUUUUGUUUUCAUGUGUAAACAAUGGAUAUAGGUCUCUGUCCUGGAACAUAAAAAUUAAAAGCACAUCCAUGGGCUAUAUUUAAAUGUUUUUGGAGGCUGGUUCAAAAGAAAGGAUCAAAUGGAAAUUGCACUAAAUCAGGAUGGGGGGAGGGACAGAAUGUUUUCUGUGUUAAUGAAACUGCAGUUCAAUCUUCCAUUUUGGGUGGGGUUUGUCUCUUUAAGUACUGAGAUCAAUGUUAUAAUUUUAACUAUUCCAUUUUUGUCUCCAACCAUCUGCCUUUAACCGGAGUCCGUUAGACCAUUUAAAGGUAGCAAAUGUUUAAAAUACCACAGUGUAUGCUCCAGAAUCAUAGACUCAUUGUGUUACUGCUACCCUGCGAUUUGUGGGAUUCUGGAUCAACAUCAUCAUCAGCGACACACACUACAAGAAGGAAUAAUAAGAUGUUUACCAUCUGGGGAUUGCAACAUUAAUGAGGGUCAAGAAUUUCCUUCUAAAAACUCAGGUGAAUGACUGAAAAUAGUCCAUUCAAAAGUGGCUUGUCAGUUAUGAAAGAUGUAAUUAAAGGAAGGUCACUGGCAACACUAACUUAAAGUUGUGUCAGAGCUUCCGAGCUAAGCAUUCUAUUUUCAGGAGAUUAUAAUACAGCAGUGACAAUUUCCUUUGGACUGAAACUGUGCAUAGGGGAUUUUAAACUGGGCAUAUUUUUCUUCUACCCAGAUAAAAAGGAAAAGGAAAGUGCUUUCAUCAUUCUUAAAAUUUUAGAACUAUUUAAAAUAAAUUGACAUGAGAUAAACUCCUUACCACUAAAAAAAUGGCUUACUUCAUAGCUAAGUGAUUUAGCAGGGGAUUACCCAGAAAUAUCUCUUUUUUUAUUAAAAAGAAAGUGACCAAAUUAAAAAUACUGGCAAGUGUUUACUGUUUUUGCCCAAUAGGCACUUUUCAUACGCCAUUUUAAGUACCCAUGUUGUUUUCCACUAGGGAUAGCACACCUCAAGAUGACUUACUUGGUAAAAUCAAAUUAUUCCUUGGGUUAAAUUUUAUAUUCCUUAAGUGAAAUAGGAAUUGAUGAGAAACCAGAUUGACUCUGAAAGAGGUAUUUCAGUUGUUUAUGACACUUUUCUACAUAAUUGUUUUCCAUUUAUUUAUUCAAUAUUAAAAAUAACACCAUGGGAAACGAAUGCAAUAUAGAGCAACAACAACAAAAAAAUUAAGGAUGCACAAACCAAAGAAAGACAAAGUUAAGGCUUUGGUGUACCACAUUUUUGCUUGCAACACAAUGUAUUACUACCACAAUGCCAUAAAUUACCAUAAAGACACAACAUCAUUGUCAAUAGAAGUGUGGCUUGUGCUUUGGCUUUUAAUUUCUUGCUUUUGUAUAACCCAACUCUGAACUUACGUAAUCACAGUCCAUUGUAAUCACAGCCUAAAUAUUGAAAUUUUAUAUGGAGAAUAAGAUUCUUCAAAACCAAAAUCCCCAGCCAAACCAAAAAUCCAUACAUGGGAUUUAAAAAAAAAUCUUUCGAGUAAGUGUUGUUCCUUUGUUGGGUUAUUUUAAAUUCCUGAUGGCUACAGUAAGUCCUUUCUUUUCUAAAAUGUCCAAUUUCAAUUACUGUAUGAAGUAAAAGCAGCGAGAUGUGCAAUUUUGUGCAAACUACUGGUAAUUUUGUUCUUGCUAAGAUUUAUUAUGAAGACAGCAGGUCAUGCUGAUGGUUGCCAUGGAGAUUUCCAGCAGGCGCUAGCACUAACUGGAUAGCUUACUAGGAAGCCUAUAAUCAUUAUUCUUAAUUGACCAAAGUGCUCAGGCAUGCUUUGCUCUUACAUGCACUCACAAAUGUUUCUGAUACUUUUAUGAUUCAGAAUUGUUUGUUUGGGUGUGGCUGGAGCUGUCCAGAAAAGCCACAGUUGCUUUGGAAUUAGCCCUCAGAAAUGGGUUUAAUUCAUACAUCUUUGUAUACUAAAAUCCAACUGUGAUGUGUCUGUUGGAAUCCCACCCCGAAAUACAAAGGGUAGUGGCUAUCAGGAAAAUUGGUCUCUAUUACAAAUGGUUUGACCAGAAGUAGAAGGGAAAGGACUCUUUUAAUGUCAUGUUAUCCAUUGCAAAGAGUUAGUGACAGAGAUGGAUCCACACACUUUCCCUUUUGUGAGACGCCAUCAAUUCAGAGGUUGCAAGAUUCUUCCAAAGUGUGCCAAGUUCCUUUAAAAAAAAUCAGAUUUCUAGGUUGCACUGGAAUCAUUCUAUGCAACACUGUUUCAUGUUUGAAUGCAUUUUUCUUUUUCGGGUGAAUGAAGUCAGCAAAAACCCUUCUUGUGACAUUUAAAAAAAAAUAAAACUCCAAACAAGGACUAUUAGUACUUUUUACUUUUUUAUAUAUAUAUUGCGACAUAUUCUUUUCCCUUUCCCCCAUUUUGUGUUUCUUCUAGUGGCUGAAAGUGUUUAGAGGUGGCUACAGAUUUUAUCAUCUCUGAAUGAUAAUUAGUGAAUUCACACAUUUCUUUGA